GAAUAUGAAAUGGCAAGAAUCAUAAUUUGUGUUGUGUUGGUUUGCCUGAGUGCGUGUUGUAUAUUAAGUGCGGAUGAAGACAGCGAUGCGAUACAAAAGCCGAUUUAUAAGAGUCCAGAACCUUCCGAUUUUGCUCACCUAGCGGAAAACUUUGAUAGUGAGGAGAGAUUUAGGAAUUCAUGGAUAUUAUCAGAGGCGAAGAAGGAUGACAUUGAUGAAGACAUUGCUAAAUACGAUGGAAUUUGGUCCAUCGAGGAACCUAAGAGACAUGGCGAGGAUGGAGAUUUAGGAUUAGUGCUUAAAAGCAAAGCUAGACAUGCUGCCGUUUCUACUGCAUUAAAUAAGCCAUUUUAUUUUCGAGACAAGCCCUUAGUUGUACAAUAUGAAGUUAAUUUCCAAGAGGGUCAGGAAUGUGGCGGUGCCUAUCUUAAGUUGCUUACAUUAGAUGAUAAAAAUAGAGACUUGAAACAGUUCCAAGAUAAAACACCGUAUACUAUAAUGUUCGGGCCCGAUAAAUGUGGCAAUGAUCACAAGCUUCAUUUUAUAUUUAGACAUAAGAAUCCAUUGAACGGUACAAUAACAGAAAAACACUGUAAAAAAUCAAAAGAUCGAAUGGAAGAUUAUUUCAAAGAUAAAAACCCGCAUUUAUAUACUCUGAUCAUACGGCCUGAUAAUAUGUACGAAAUCAAAGUAGAUAGUAAAAUGCAAAACUUAGGUUCAUUACUGGACGAUUUUGCUCCUCCUGUAAACCCACCUCUAGAAAUAGAAGAUCCUGAUGAUAAACAGCCUGAGGGUUGGGAUGACAGAGAAAAGAUUCCCGAUCCGUUGGCAGAAAAGCCCGAUGACUGGGACGAAGAUGCUCCAGCACAGAUAGUUGAUGAGGAAGAUAUUAUACCAGAAGGAUGGCUCGAAGAUGAACCGCCCAUGAUUCCAAAUCCGGAUUCAGUUAAGCCCGAUGAUUGGGAUGUUGAGAUGGAUGGUGAAUGGGAGCCUCCGGAAGUACCAAAUCCAAAAUGUACGGAUGUUCCUGGUUGUGGACCGUACAAGCAGAAAAUGAAGAAAAAUCCACGAUAUAAAGGAAAAUGGUUGCCGCCACUUAUCAACAAUCCUAAUUACAAGGGAAAAUGGAAACCUAGACUUAUACACAAUCCUGAUUACUUUAAUGAUGAACAUCCGUUUGAAAUGUUACCAAUUAGUGCUAUCGGUUUUGAACUGUGGUCAAUGUCUCCUGAUAUAUAUUUUGACAAUAUAAUUAUAACAGAUGACGAAAAAGUUGCGAAAAAAUGGGCGGAUGAUACGUUUGAGAUUCGACGUGUUAAAAUUGCUGAGGAAAAUUGGAGUACAUGGAAUCGCAUCGCGAAAUUUACUGCGGACCAUCCAUGGAUGUGGGCAGUGUAUCUAAUACUAAUUGCAAUACCAGUAGUAUUGAUAAUGUAUUUUUGCUGCUUUUCCGAGGACAAAACAGAUUUUAAAGACGAAGAAGAUGAAAGGUCAUUCUUAGGAUUAGGCAUCGAUGAGACCAUGGAAAACGAAAAUUCUGAGUUUGAACAAAGACCUGUUAUAGAAGAAAUAGGAGAUACAGAGAUAGAGACUGGAACAGAGGAAGUAAUAGAAAGUGAUAAGGAUACUGCACCGAUUAGUGAUGAAGGACCACGACGAAGAAAACCAAAUAAAGAAUAGGAAGAAGAAUAAUUAUAAAAAAAUUUAAUAAGAGUAUUAUCGCGCGCGUUAAGAUAUUUAUAUAAUACUAUCACAUUCCACACAUUACACUUGCCACUGUGGAUAGUAGGGUUACCAGUCACUAGUAAAUUCAGUCACUGCAAUGUGUGAUGCGAUAUUCAAUUACUCUUCUAAGAAUAUUGACAUUUGAUAUCAUGUACGAAAUCUUAUUAAUAUAUUUAAGGAAACUGUUCUCGAAUUAUACAUAUGCUUUUGUGUACUGAGUGAUGUAUGAUGUAUCUGUAUUCUUUGAAAUUUACACUGGAGUGUUCUCUUUUAAAAUGGACAAUGCCUUAAUGAUAUAGUAUAUAUUUGUGUUUUUAACUACAACAUUUUUUAAUGUUGUAGCAUUAAAGGAUAGUAUGAUUUAUUCACAUUUUAAAUGUUAUAUAUUUAAUGUUACAUUGAAACAA
Molecule: messenger RNA, 2132 nt
Organism: Cyphomyrmex costatus
Lineage: Eukaryota; Metazoa; Arthropoda; Insecta; Hymenoptera; Formicidae
Product: calnexin
Exons: 7
Coding region: 10-1680 (556 amino acids)
Biological process (GO): ERAD pathway; protein folding
Cellular component (GO): endoplasmic reticulum; endoplasmic reticulum membrane
Molecular function (GO): calcium ion binding
Source: RefSeq, a predicted model, not a curated record